CUGGGGUGCUUUGUGCGCCUUGACGUGCGGCGGGGGAGAAACAAGGACGGGAAGAGUAGGGAAAAUUAUUGUCACAGAGACAGAGGGGAAAAAAAGGAAUAAAAUAACAUGGAGGACCCGAUCAGCAGGAACCACGUUCCGCAGGACUGCUGGCUGGAACAUAGGGUGCAUCCGAUAUAGCUACGCACAGCCCAAAACGGCAGCCUGGAGUGUGUGAGCUUCUCUGCACGCCGAGUCCAUGGAGAGGUGUUUUUUUUUUCCCUCCCUGAACGCUCAGGUCACACCAAAGGAGGCUGCCACGAUAUCGACCUGCAUAUAUGUAGCAAAUGUAUUACUUGCAAAGGACUGCGCAGACGGGUGUAGUAAUCGAAUAUAUUUAGACCGAAUAUAUUGGGAAAAUGCAGACAGUACUCCAUAAAAUAUGAUCUCGAGUCUCUUUGUCGCCUUUUUCGUCUCUUCAGUCGGAACAAUAAACUUCGCGGGAACACGUCCCAGAUAUCCAGUUAUCGUGGAGGAACAGUGACCCUCGCGAUGGAUCUGCAGCCGUUGCUGGACUAGUCCUGGCCAGGCCUCAGCGACAACAGGCCAUUUGAUGAAACCGAGAAUUAGCGUCCACUGUGAUUCGCACUUCGGGACGGUAAGCGAGCAUCACAUUGGACGAACUGGUUGGGGGCACGUAUAUUGCUUUUGGAUCGUCAGAAUCAGCAACAACAUGGAGCUCAAGCAGCUUCUGAUACACGAGGCGACUGAUAGACGGAGUAGGUAUAUAUAUCUGCUUAUCGAACUUCCAGGCCGAAGGAUAGCAUCCGUACUCCAUAUUCAGUGCUCCAUCAGAGUCGAUAGCUGGCUUAUAUAUGUGUGUCUUUGCUGUGCACUUCUGUACUCCCUGCCGCUGCUGCAAGCCCUGGCGCUGUGAUACCUCGCCAUAAGGCUGACGCCCGUUCCAACUGACUCCUCAUCGUCACCACCGCCGUCACUCUCCCUGUUUCCCUCCUCCCGUCUCGUCGUCGCGCUCUCUCACCAUCUCUGUCUGUAUCGUCGUCCCAGCUUGAUAUCUUCAAGGUCAAAAUAACCUGAGGUCGCCACGCGCGCUUCGGCAAAACGAAGUUCCGGCGCCGGCCUGUCCGCCUUUUCCAUUUCCAUCCUUUUUUUUUUUUUUUGCCUUUUUUGCUCCCGCAUCUCGACUUUAUCUUGAAAGGGAAAAACCAUCGCCGAACUUUCUCGCCCUCAACUCAACCUCCGUCCAAGCCGUGACCAAGAACGCCCGCCAGCAAGCCACCCGUCCAGCUUCUUACGCACAAGAAGACGACGACGACGACGAAACCUGCCGCAGAUUCCGUGUUUUGCUACGUCUAAUGUCUGCCGACACUCCUUAGGGCCCUUCUCUACCCGCAAGUCGGUCUGCAGCUUUGCCCCUGCUCAACUUGAGUCCCUUUAUCUCGCUGAGCCUUCCACCACCACCACCACCCCUCCUCCCUGCUCUCUCGCCGCCAGAUAGGUGCGUAACAUAUACACAGCCCGGCAGGAAUCAAUCUACGACCAUCCUGCGGUCUACCAGCGCUCGCUCGUUUGCGGAUCGCC
Messenger RNA from Trichophyton rubrum CBS 118892, 1581 nucleotides. RefSeq lists its product as uncharacterized. Bases 593 to 916 code for a protein of 107 amino acids. Lineage: Eukaryota; Fungi; Ascomycota; Eurotiomycetes; Onygenales; Arthrodermataceae. The record is from RefSeq and is a predicted model, not a curated record. The transcript has a single exon.